GUACAACUAGUGAAGGUCACAAGUGUCAAACGCAGGUUAACGCAAUGCUUGUUUUCAUUCGUAAAUAAGUUAGUAGUAUAGUUUGUGUUCAAUGUAUUAAAUAAGGCACAUUACAAUGGAGAGAAUAUUGCGAGGUAUUAUGAGAUACCGAGUGCUUGAUAGAGCGAGCAUGGUAAAACAAUUUCAAGAAGUACGCGACAAUCCAGUGCCUAAAGCGAUUUUUUAUACAUGCAUGGAUAGCAGAAUGAUUCCCACACGAUUCACGGAAACAAGCGUCGGAGAUAUGUUUGUAGUGCGAAAUGCUGGGAAUCUUAUCCCGCAUUCUGAACAUUUUGUAGAUGAAAUGACAAGUUGUGAACCAGCAGGAUUAGAGCUAAGCUGCAUAGUAAAUGAUAUAAGGCAUGUUAUAGUUUGCGGUCAUAGUGACUGCAAAGCAAUGAAUCUUUUAUAUAAACUUAAAAGUAAAGAAGAAUCUAACAUUGAACAGAGAAGAAUAUCUCCACUCAAGUCAUGGCUAUGUACACACGGCAAGACUAGCCUCAAUAAAUUUCUACAAAUGGAUGGUGACUUUGCGAAGCCUAUGUUAUUCACAGCUGAAACACCACAAAGAAAAUUCGUUGCCUAUAUUGAUCCAGAAAAUAAAUUUUGCAUUGAAGAUAAACUGUCACAGGUCAAUACUCUGCAACAGUUACAAAAUGUUGCUUCAUACGGCAUGUUAAAGAAGAGAUUAGAGAAGCAUGAUUUACAUAUCCAUGCACUUUGGUUUGAUAUAUACACUGGAGAUAUUUUUUACUUCAGCAGACGAGCUAAAAGAUUUAUUAUAAUAGAUGAAUCGACAUAUGAAUGUAUUUUGGCUGAAAUCCGACGAUAUUAUUCUUAGUGAUUCGCAAAUCCACGUUGUCACUUAGGUCUAUAGUUAAACUUAAUAUAAUACCUAUAUGAAUUUAGUGUUCCUUAAACAUAUGUGCAUUAUGAAAUAUGUGUACAAGAAAAAAAUAUUUAAAAACUAAAAUG
This is a messenger RNA of Papilio machaon (common yellow swallowtail), 1014 nucleotides long. It is a transcript of the gene CAHbeta, whose product is annotated as beta carbonic anhydrase 1. Bases 116 to 880 code for a protein of 254 amino acids. The record is from RefSeq and is a predicted model, not a curated record. The transcript is spliced from 5 exons. Lineage: Eukaryota; Metazoa; Arthropoda; Insecta; Lepidoptera; Papilionidae. Gene Ontology annotation, molecular function: zinc ion binding; carbonate dehydratase activity.